This is a messenger RNA of Nerophis lumbriciformis (worm pipefish), 1384 nucleotides long. Its product is annotated as glutaredoxin domain-containing cysteine-rich protein 2. Gene Ontology annotation, biological process: sensory perception of sound. The record is from RefSeq and is a predicted model, not a curated record. Lineage: Eukaryota; Metazoa; Chordata; Actinopteri; Syngnathiformes; Syngnathidae.
GAGGCUGGACACACACAUACACACACGCGCACACACACUAUACAAUACAUGAACACAAGUAGAAGGAUUCUUUCCACCCACUUUCUUACUCACUGCUCUUCAGCAGGACUCUCGCUCCCAAUUGUGCUCUCUCGCUAUUGCAGUCCAUCAUCGCAGCUCUCAGCGAAUGGACUGACUGGCUCUGCUCCCUAUCCGCCGCCAUGGACGAACCACAACGGAGAAAGGGUCAACGGCAUGAAGCCGCCAAGCCUAGAAAGGUGCGGUUCAAGCUGGCGUCGUCUUACAGCGGCCGCGUCCUCAAGCACGUGUACGAGGACGGGCAGGAGCUGGACAGCCCCGAGGAGAAAUACCCUCACAGCUUCAAGAUGGCACCACCCGGCCACCUGGAGAUGGAGCAGCUCUGCGGCUUCGACCGGCCUCUGUCGGAGCAGCAGGGUGUCGACGCUCCAACAGGGCUCAUUGCCCAGAGAAUAAACGUGUACAGAGGAACGGGAGCCUACAAGGCUGCUGCGGGCCAGAACCACCAAACAGAUGGAGACCCCAACUCGUCGGUGUUGGACUUCGGAAAGAUCAUCAUCUACACCAGCAACCUGCGCGUUAUACGAGCACCAAUGAAGAAGGCUGAAAUGGUGCGCCACUACACGGCGCCUCCAGUGGUCUCGGAGGGCUACACGCAGGCUCGUGAGCGCGUGAGCAGGAGGCGACCUAAAGUUCUUAGUACACAGGAAGGGGAGCAGAAACAGGUGGAGGAAGCGGCCAGAUGCCAGCAUUGCGACGGCUCGGGCCUCGCCCCGUGCUCACUGUGUCACGGCAGCAAGCUGUCCAUGCUGGCCAACCGCUUCAACGAGUCCAUCAGCGAGCUGCGCUGCCAGGUCUGCUACCCUCACGGCCUGGAGAGGUGCCAGUCGUGCCGCGCAAAGUCGCCAUGUUUGGACAACCCCAAGGCGACCGGUCGUGUUUGGCCACCGAUCCAAUGAAAGCCGGUGGUCGUUUAAAGGCACACGCAUAGAGGCCAUGGUUGAAUAUGGGAAUUAUGCAGCAGGUGGAAAAUACACGCGGCGAACAUAAUCCCCAUUUUAUUUUGCUGCCUUUAAUUAAAAUGAUGCAAACAUUUAACAAUUGUAUUUUUACCUCGCGGGCAAGGAUCCUAUUCACUGGUUUAAUCCGGCCAUUCUUAUCUGUCUGCACCAGAACAUGAUGUAUUUGUACCGACACACAAUAUGUCGCAUGGAGGAUGGAACGAGCUGCAGGAAAUAUGGUUAUUUUUCAAAUGUAAUAAUAUGUAUAGUAAAAUACUACAAAUAAGUACAAAUAAUUUUAAAAUAAGUUGACUAAUUUGUCUCUUUUUUUUUAUUGUUUUGUUUUUAGUCAAAUAAAUCCCAAG